This is a messenger RNA of Bursaphelenchus xylophilus (pine wood nematode), 1287 nucleotides long. The record is from the annotation of a GenBank genome assembly. Lineage: Eukaryota; Metazoa; Nematoda; Chromadorea; Rhabditida; Aphelenchoididae.
AUGAGUAAACACGACGAUCAAGACCCACUGCUGCCCACUUCGGCCAAACUUACCAUCCCGCCACAGAAAAGACAUGCCGCACAGAACAGUCAGAGCACGUUGAAUUUCAAAAUCUAUGUGAUCACUUCCAUGACUUUUCUUUGGACGGGAUAUACGUUAUUAGUAAGACAUACCCGAUCGACCACUGGCAAAGAUGAGGUGGGUUGUUAUUCGACUUCGAUGCUUGAGCGUCUGAAAUUUUAAAAUUUGCAACUUUUUAUGGGAUUUUUGUAUUUUCUUAGAUGUACUCAGCCCCAACAGUCGUAUGUCUCGCGGAAUUGAUCAAGUUUUUCAUUGCAUUUAUCCUCCUUUCCCACGACCACAAAUACAAUAUGGGGGAGACCAUUAUCACCAUCAAACGGGACUUCAUCAACAAACCCAUGGAUCUGGUCAAGAUGUCUGUCCCUAGUAUAACAUAUGCCCUCCAGAAUAACCUCGAUUUCGUGGCUUUAUCAAAUCUGAGCGCUGGAGUUUAUCAGGUAAGUCUACAUUUAUAAAUUAUUGUUAUGGAUAUCGUUUUAUGACCUACAAUUUUGUUGUUUAGGUAACGACCCAGCUGAAAGUAGUCACAACUGCUUUGUUUAUGAUGGCAUUUUUGGGGAGAAAGUUCUCAAGAACUCGUUGGGUUGCCAUCUUUAUGCUUUUCGCUGGAGUAGCGGCUGUCCAGGUAAAUAAUCUUAUGUUGACUUUUUACAUGUUCAUGUAUUCUCUGCUUAACUUUUUUCUUUUUUACACCCUAAGGUAAUAUGUUUUUAGUUGAACAAUAUAGAUCAGAAUUCCUCAGCCGGGAAACCCAAUGAGAAUCCAGUGGUUGGAUUGGUCGCUGUUCUAGCCACUUGUGUCACCGCUGGAUUUGCUGGCGUUUAUUUCGAGAUGAUGUUGAAAGAUGGAACUCCAACUUCUCUGUGGAUCCGGAAUAUGCAAAUGUAUUUCUGCGGAAUCAUCUCCACUGGAGUUGGGGUUCUCGCCAAAGACAGUGAGCAUCUCCAAACCAAAGGAUUCUUCCAUGGGUAUAAUGCUGAGGUCUGGGCGAUCGUUCUCUCUCUUUCUGUUGGCGGUAUCUACAUUUCGUUGGUAAUGAAAUAUUUGGAUAAUCUUCACAAAUCCUUUGCCUCGAGCAUUUCCAUCAUCCUGGUGGUCCUCUUGUCCGUAAUGUUGUUCGAUUCUGUCUCGCUGGGGCUUUACUUCUUAUUCGGGUCUCUGGUUGUAUGUGGGGCUGUUGUUCUAUACAACUCUGUCCCCGAAUAG